Baudoinia panamericana UAMH 10762 is the source of this 3510-nucleotide messenger RNA. RefSeq lists its product as uncharacterized. The transcript is spliced from 6 exons. Bases 351 to 3026 code for a protein of 891 amino acids. Lineage: Eukaryota; Fungi; Ascomycota; Dothideomycetes; Mycosphaerellales; Teratosphaeriaceae. The record is from RefSeq and is a predicted model, not a curated record. Gene Ontology annotation, cellular component: cytoplasm. Gene Ontology annotation, biological process: actin cytoskeleton organization.
CGCCUGUCUGCGUGACUGUCUCCAGCUCUGUCAUGGCCACCUCUACGAUCGGUUUUAGAGGAACUCCGAUAUAUCUCCCACACGACCGACUCCCGCCAUCUCCAUGCUCGAGGAUCCGGUAACUUCGCAACCUGCAGCGCUAUCGAAACGGACCGCUAUACGCGCCUCUGGUCUAUACCGUUUCCAGAUGUACUAUCAUGACCUGCAUCAACAGUGCCCGCUCCAGCCCUGCUCGCGGCGAGGACGUCUUUUGACCGGAGCUGAAGUAUGAACCGUAUACUGUCUUACUGUGCACUUUCUCUCUAUCUUCUUGAAGGGCACAAUUUCUUUACCAUCUGCCGCUUGCUUGGAUGGACCCGUUUACUAUCGCAGCCACAGUCACCAAGAUUACCACAACAUGCCUGACGACAGGGAAAGCCAUAUACGAUCUGUCUUGCAAGUAUCAAGAUGCUCCACGGAAUAUGGUUGCGAUCUCUGCCGAAGUCGCUGUCAUCAGCGCCUCCCUCUCUCAGAUUCAAGCCCUUGUGUUGUCGAAGCAGAACCCGGAACAGCUCCUCCGCUCUAGACCUGAGGUAGCAGCGACCUUAGACACCUCGCUGACCGGUUGUAUGGUCCUGUUCAGCUGCUUGGACGAGGAGAUUCGUGAGGUAUCCAGGCACGCCCGAGGCCUGGAUAAGCUGUCGUGGCUGGGCAAAGUGAAGACCGUCUGGAAGCAGGAGAAGUUCCAAGAGCUUCUGGAUGGUAUCCGAGGGCAGCAGCUGGCAAUCAACACGCUGAUUCAGCUUCUACAGAUGGACUCUCUGAAUGAGAUCACGCAAUUGUUACAGCGGAACGCUCCUGAGCUGAAGAAAACGGUAGAGCGAACCAACACGCUGCGCCGUUCUCACCCACUAAUCAGAGUGGCCGAGUCAAUCUACAGUCAGGAAGAUCGAGCGAGCGUCUACUCGAAAGCCGAUUCUAUACUGGCGUCUUCCGACCUCGAAUUCGACUUUGAUGACAUCAUUGUCAACAGCGCAGCUUACCGACGAGCCUUAGCAGCAGCCAGGCAACAAACUAGCGCUCCUCGACAGCAAACGGAAGAACCAGACCAAGAUCUCAUCGACUUUUCGGAAAACGACACGCUUCGGCAAUUCCAAGUUGCUGAUCAGGAUGCCGGAGUAAAGGCGAUCUCUGACGAUCUACUUGGCCUUCGCUUUUCAGUGAUUAUUGACGAACCCACCUCGGAAGCUGCAGGCAAUUUCGAUUUCCCGCUCGACGUGAGCGAAAGUAGGACUCCUGAACCACAACCUGUGCUGCCUUCGCAUAUACCUACCGAGGCAAGCAUACGGUCCGGUCUGGCUGCUACGCAUUCCAGUCUCAUCAACAUUCCCAACCGUGUCCUUAGCGACAGACCCAGGUCGGUCGAUGCCUCUGCAGAAAAGCUAGACGUGAAACCCAGUGGAACUCCGGAAGUCAACAGCUCCCCAAGGGGUACCCGUUCACCUACUCCGAGCAUACCCGCCGAGGCCACAUCCCGACCUCAGCGAACAUGUCGCAAGUGCAACGAGGUUCUGAGCGGACAAUUCGUCCGGGCACUGGGCGCGACUUUCCACUUGGAAUGCUUUACCUGUCAGGACUGUGGCAAAAUUGUGGCUACCAAGUUCUUUCCUGUUCCUGGAGAUGGGUCCCAACAACAUCCCUUGUGUGAACGAGACUACUUCCGAAGGUUGGAUCUGCUCUGCUAUAGCUGCGGCGAGAGUUUGCGUGGUUCAUACGUCACCGCGCUGGACCGAAAGUACCAUACCGACCAUUUCGGAUGUGGGUACGAGUCUUGCAUAACUCUUUUCGGCUCUAGCGACUCAUACUACGAGCAUGACGGUGGGAUCUAUUGCUUGGUUCAUUACGCCUCGGCCUUCGCCAAAAUCUGCAAGGGCUGCACAUUGCCCGUCUUAAAGCAAUUCGUCGAGAUAUUCAGGGACGGCCAAAACCAACACUGGCAUCCGGAAUGUUACAUGAUACACAAAUAUUGGAACUGUACAAUGUCCAAUAUCGUACCGAUACGUAAAGUCGGCAGCUUCUGGACUGAUAUGGACGGCCAGAAGCUCGAUAUAGUGGCCUUGUCGCAACGGAUAGCCUCCAUCGAGGACACGAUAUCUCGGACGUGGAGUAUCCUGAGUACCUUCGAAGAAAAGGCGGCUGCAACGAUUUCUGAGCUAUUCGUGGCAAGCCCUAAGUCCGAUGAUGCUCAACUUGCUAUACAGAGGAUAUCCCUUGUCUUGUCGUCGGUAGGUUUUCUUUUUGCGGUACUGGAAUCGGUCAACGAAAGGAGGCUUCGAACCAGUCUAGCAGGUGUAGCUUUUUCAAGAGAGUCGAAACUACUCUGUAAGAAGAUAGUGGCGCUUAUGCAGGACGUUGUGGAGUCGCAUAAAUCCACUUCACCUCCCAAUGGUGUCACGCAGAAGUUCAUGUCACUAGUCACCGGAGUCGCUUACAACUUGAAGCUUCUCAUCCGGAUAGCCUUGAGUGGAUCCUCUGACUCACCCAAUGAACUGAUGGAGCCGUUCUUGAGGGACAUGUCCGUCAUGGAUGUCAACCGCGAUCUUCGAUACUAUCGAAGCCGCAUCUCCUCCAUGGUGUCUACGUCGAAUGACCUAUGCGUGGGCUGUCGAACAGCAGUGGAAGCUGCUUGCUUCAAAGCGAAGAAUGAACCAAUCCGACUCUGGCAUCAACAGUGCCUCCCUUGCCCAAGAUGUCAUCGCUCCCAGGCCUUUGGCACGUUUCCGCAUAUACCUGGAUCGCCUGCUCCAGUAACGCUAACUCUGGUGUGUAAUUUCUGUAAGACUGGACUUGAUCGAAACACUACCAUCGUUCCACAAACUAGGCUGUUUGUCCAUUUGCUUUGGACUGUACUGGCGCGGGCCAUGUUGACUGUUGGGUGCGACUUUGCGGCCUUGCUAGACGUGCAAAGGGUAGAUCUUGGGGAGAAAGCAGCAGGGGCGGGCGCAGCACCGCAGCUGCAUGAUGGCGCUCAACAAGUGUCAGCGUAAAUGGGAUCACACAACGACUGGAUGUGGUUUGGAUUCUCGGAGCUCAUCCGUGGACAUAGGACACAGAGAGACUACGUAGCUUCACCCCACGGCUUUAAUGUCGGCUCUAGUGGACCUGCCCGUCUUAAGCAGCGUAAGGCCACGUUCUUGCACAAUGCUAGUGGCCACAUCAUUACAUCGCCUCAAAGAUGUGGAUGUCCACAAUCAAUGAGAGCACUGAUGACCGGUGGCCCCCUUUGGGGCGUUGCAGGUCAUGGCCGGCGGAGCGCUACAUGUAAAGGACUAUACAUAGAGUGCUGGAGCGACCGCAAGCACGUAGACAUGUCGUGGAUACCAUCAAGUCCUCCUGUCGAACGCUCCACAGUGAUGCUUGGAGACGAGCAAUCUGAAGGGAAGGGAGAACAACAAUGACGGGCACAAAUGUACAAGCCUCGCCGCUUUCAGCUCGUCUUUGUCUUGACUACAUAGACAAAGUGGUUCGUGA